Pistacia vera is the source of this 899-nucleotide messenger RNA. Its product is annotated as co-chaperone protein p23-1-like. Bases 106 to 663 code for a protein of 185 amino acids. The record is from RefSeq and is a predicted model, not a curated record. Lineage: Eukaryota; Viridiplantae; Streptophyta; Magnoliopsida; Sapindales; Anacardiaceae. Gene Ontology annotation, cellular component: nucleus; cytosol. Gene Ontology annotation, biological process: protein folding; chaperone-mediated protein complex assembly. The transcript is spliced from 6 exons. Gene Ontology annotation, molecular function: Hsp90 protein binding; protein-folding chaperone binding.
AUCGCCUAUAAAUAUCCCAAUACCAACUCGUCAAACCACUUGUGCUUCAAUUUCUCUCUCAAUUCUCACUUUUCCUCAAUUUUUUUUCUUCGUUAAUCGUAAACUAUGAGCCGACACCCUUCAGUUAAAUGGGCACAGACGUCUGAUAAGGUCUUCAUAACCAUUGACUUGCCAGACGCUCAGGAUGUGAAACUAAAACUGGAGCCUGAAGGGAAAUUUUUCUUCUCAGCUACCAGUGGAGCAGAUAAGAUACCUUAUGAAGUUGACUUUGAUCUGUUCGACAAUGUUGAUGUUAAUGAGAGCAAGGCUAGUGUUGGCUUGAGAAAUAUCUGUUAUCUUGUCAAAAAGGCAGAGAACAAAUGGUGGAGCAGAUUGGUAAAACAAGGGGGAAAACCUCCUGUGUUUCUGAAAGUUGAUUGGGAUAAGUGGGUUGAUGAGGAUGAGGAGACGGAUGAAAAAAAACCUGGAGCUGAUAUGGACUUCGGUGAUUUUGACUUUUCGAAAAUGAACAUGGGUAACAUGGGAGGCCCUGAUCUUGAUGCUGCUGGUGACGAUGAAAAUGAUGAUAGUGACACAGAAGAUGAGAAUGUGGAGGAAGCAUUAGCGGCGGAGACCAAGGGAGAAUCAUCAGCUGCUGUUGAGGCUGAUGCCAAAAAAGCUUGAAACUUUAAAUCUGGGUGUGUUGUGAAGUUUUAGGCAGCCUUUUUAUCUGCAACACAUUGUGGAGCAAACAUAUCUUAUAAAUUACUACCAUGCCUGUCUAAUCAUUUUUAUUUUUUUCGGUUUCACUGAAAAUAUUUGCUGCUCUGAGAGUUGAAUUGGUUUUGGAAAAUAGAAUAUUAACAGUGGUUAGAUCAAAUAUGAUCCAUUUCUUUAUAUCUACGCCAGUCUUUUCAUAA